Messenger RNA from Scedosporium apiospermum, 498 nucleotides. Its product is annotated as Peptide-methionine (R)-S-oxide reductase. The transcript is spliced from 2 exons. Bases 1 to 498 code for a protein of 165 amino acids. Gene Ontology annotation, biological process: response to oxidative stress; protein repair. Gene Ontology annotation, molecular function: peptide-methionine (R)-S-oxide reductase activity. NCBI's taxonomy places the organism in Eukaryota, Fungi, Ascomycota, Sordariomycetes, Microascales, Microascaceae. The record is from RefSeq and is a predicted model, not a curated record.
AUGCCCUUCCGCUUCAUCUCCUCCUUCUUCAACUCAUCCCCCGCGGAAAAAAUGUCGUAUCCCGACCAGCGAUCUGAAGAGGAGUGGCGUAUGGUUCUGAACAAAGAACAAUUCCGCAUCCUCCGCCAAAAAGGCACCGAACCCGCCGGCUCUGGCGAAUACGACAAGCACUACCCGGACUCGGGCGUCUACUCCUGCGCCGGCUGCUCGGCCCCACUGUACCGCGCCUCCCACAAAUUCAGCUCGGGCUGCGGCUGGCCGGCCUACUUUGACAGCAUCCCCGGCGCCGUGGAGCGCCACGAGGACCGCACGUUCGGCAUGACGAGGACGGAGAUUGUGUGCGCUAAUUGUGGCGGGCAUUUGGGUCAUGUUUUCAAGGGGGAGGGGUUCCCUACGCCGACGGAUGAGAGGCAUUGUGUUAAUAGUGUGAGUAUCAAAUUCUCGCCGCAGGAUAAGGUUGUUGGGAAGGGCGAGGAGGGGAAGGAGAGUAAGGCGUAG